CAGUCAACAUGAGCACCGCAGGCAAAGUCAUUAAAUGCAAAGCAGCAGUCCUGUGGGAAGCCAAUAAACCGUUUUCUAUUGAGGAAGUAGAAGUUGCCCCACCAAAAACACAUGAAGUUCGCAUAAAGAUCGUGGCAACAGGGAUCUGUCGUUCUGAUGACCAUGUGGUGACUGGUGCGCUGGUUAUGCCUUUUCCAAUCAUUCUUGGGCAUGAAGCAGCUGGUGUUGUGGAGAGUGUUGGGGAGGGAGUAACUUCGAUGAAACCAGGAGACAAGGUGAUUCCACUCUUUGUUCCGCAGUGUGGGGAAUGCAGCAGUUGCUUAAGCACCAAGAGUAAUCUGUGCAGUAAAAAUGACAUUUGUUCAGCUGCUGGAUUAAUGCCUGACGGCACCACUAGGUUCACCUGUGAAGGCAAAGCAGUUCACCAUUUUAUCGGCACGAGUACCUUCACUGAAUACACCGUAGUGCACGAAUCUGCUGCAGCCAAAAUCGAUUCUGCUGCUCCUCUCGAAAAAGUUUGUCUCAUUGGCUGUGGAUUUUCAACUGGUUACGGGGCUGCUGUGCAGACUGCCAAGGUGGAACCAGGCUCUAUCUGUGCUGUCUUUGGCCUCGGAGGAGUUGGCCUCUCUGUUGUCAUGGGCUGCAAGGCAGCUGGAGCUUCCCGCAUCAUUGCCGUUGACAUCAACAAGGAUAAGUUUGCCAAGGCCAAGGAGCUGGGAGCCACUGACUGUGUCAACCCUAAAGAUUUCAAGAAGCCUGUGGAGGAGGUGCUCACUGAGAUGACCGGCCAUGGCGUGGACUACUCCUUUGAGGUCAUCGGCCGUACCGAAACCAUGACUGCAGCCUUGGCCUGUUGCCACAACAACUACGGAGUCAGUGUGAUCGUGGGAGUGCCCCCUGCGGCACAGAAGAUCUCUUUUGACCCCAUGCUCCUCUUCACUGGUCGCACCUGGAAAGGGUCCGUCUUUGGAGGCUGGAAGAGUAAAGAUUCAGUCCCUAAACUAGUUGCUGACUACAUGAAGAAAAAAUUUGUUCUAGAUACAUUAAUAACCCACACACUUCCUCUCACUAAAAUCAAUGAAGGAUUUGAACUCCUAAGGACAGGGAAGAGUAUUCGCAGUGUCCUGCUGCUUUAA
Pterocles gutturalis (yellow-throated sandgrouse) is the source of this 1136-nucleotide messenger RNA. RefSeq names its product alcohol dehydrogenase 1. Gene Ontology annotation, biological process: retinoic acid metabolic process; retinol metabolic process. NCBI's taxonomy places the organism in Eukaryota, Metazoa, Chordata, Aves, Pterocliformes, Pteroclidae. Gene Ontology annotation, cellular component: cytosol. Gene Ontology annotation, molecular function: all-trans-retinol dehydrogenase (NAD+) activity; zinc ion binding. The record is from RefSeq and is a predicted model, not a curated record. The transcript has 9 exons. Bases 9 to 1136 code for a protein of 375 amino acids.